AUGUCCAUGAUUUUCACACUCGACGAGUACGCCAUGCUGCCGAAACCUACCCUGCGCUUAACCAUCCCCAGCUUGCACGACGCUCUGCCCCUCGACUGCCGAGUCUACCACCCUCAUUCCCUCUCCCCGUUACCAAGUGCGCCGCCAUGGAAUAAACAUGCUGCAGUUGUCGCCCAUCCGUAUGCUCCGUUAGGAGGGUGCUACGACGACCCCGUGGUGGACAUCGUGGCCGGGACGCUGCUCAAAUUGGGAUUCUUAGUGGCUACGUUUAAUUUCAGGGGAGCGCUCGGGUCAGCCGGGCGAACGUCAUGGACUGCAAGGGCUGAGCGGGCAGACUACAUGUCUGUGGCUGGCUUCGUCGCACAUUAUGUUCAUUUUCUGGACCCAUCUGGUCGGCCUUCUUCCGAGGACAGCACCGUGUCGGAGGAAAAUCGAGCUGUUCAGGUGCAACCGCCUACCCUAUCAUCUCCAGCACCAAUUCUCUUGCUCUCGGGGUACUCGUACGGGGCCAUGAUCACUACCCACCUCCCCCCUCUGGAUGCCAUCCUCUCACUCUUCUUAACCCCUGAGUCUGGCUCUCCAGCGGCCGAAAUCCGUUUACGUGCCCAGCAUCUCGCCGAAAUGCAGAGCACCGUUAUCUCAAGCGCAAGAGACGCAGCCAGCAGCCAUCACCUAUCCCCUAGGGCCCCAAGGCGGGGCGUGGGCCUGCGUGUCGGCGGUGACGAAGAAAACCGCAAGAGCCAGGACUCCCGACGCUCGCUAUCCAUGGAUCUAGAGAAUUCCGUGCGGCAGGACGCGGCAGAUCUGCUGGCCAAGGCGGCGAGGGCGAGGAGGAAUAGAGAAGCACCCAACAAGCAGGCACAGGAACCGACAAAGCGUUUACCUCCUGUGGCAGGACUCACCUUUCGCCCGGCGUAUCUACUUGUCUCCCCUCUGCAGGGCAUCAUUACCAACCUUGCUACCAUGUCCUUCCCCUCGUCAUUAUCAAUUGGCCCUGGCAGACUACUUAGUCGCUGGCUCCCUAAACUCCAGGAAGAAAGUUCGGCAGAGCCGAACGCCCUCUCACGCUCCAUCCCCCCAGGCGCAGAGGACAAACUCACCCAAAACCCCACACUAGCAGUCUACGGCGACCACGACGUCUUCGUGUCGGCCCGCAAACUCCGCGAAUGGGCUACCCGCCUCCAGACCCUUGAGAAUUCCCACUUCCACGCCAUUGAGGUCUCCGGCGCCGGUCACUUUUGGGCACAGUCACGCAAGAAUGCACGCAUUCUCCAGGACAUGGUGCAGACGUUCGGUUUGUCAUUGCUCCAUGAUGCUACCUGA
This is a messenger RNA of Thermochaetoides thermophila DSM 1495, 1323 nucleotides long. RefSeq lists its product as uncharacterized. Bases 1 to 1323 code for a protein of 440 amino acids. The record is from RefSeq and is a predicted model, not a curated record. The transcript has 2 exons. Lineage: Eukaryota; Fungi; Ascomycota; Sordariomycetes; Sordariales; Chaetomiaceae.